This is a messenger RNA of Dufourea novaeangliae, 3109 nucleotides long. RefSeq names its product zinc finger MIZ domain-containing protein 1 (gene tna). The record is from RefSeq and is a predicted model, not a curated record. The transcript has 10 exons. Gene Ontology annotation, biological process: protein sumoylation; regulation of transcription by RNA polymerase II. Gene Ontology annotation, molecular function: zinc ion binding; SUMO ligase activity. Lineage: Eukaryota; Metazoa; Arthropoda; Insecta; Hymenoptera; Halictidae. The coding region runs from base 426 to 3026 and encodes 866 amino acids.
UGAAUAGACGAAGGCGUUGCAGUGUUAAGCAGCGUGGUGACCGUGCUCGUCGUCGUGGCGGACGAUGACGAUUAACGUAGACAGAUUCCGUGGACGCGGGGAAGUGUACUCGUUAGUGUGAUCCUAGUGUUUUUCUUUUAUCUAUUCUAUUCCAUUUACACGAGGAGGAUUGGAUUAUACCGUGGACGACGUGUAUCUACCGAGGAUAAUGCGUCCUUGUGACAUUCUUUAGCACCCCGGUUGUCGGUGAAUCGCCUGUGCCGCACGACACGCGAUCGUUGUCGUUUUUCCCGAAAUUGGCAGCAAGAACACCAUCAACAACGGCGGCGCUCGGCGUUGGGGUGCAGCCCGUGUUAUCAUCCGGCUAUCAUAGCACGGUGCCACCCCAGAACGGGGGUGGUGGUUCGACAUUUAGUGCCGCGGCGAUGGUGGCAGCUGCCACCGCUACGGCCACCGCCACUGCCAGCGUGGUGGCCAUGCAGGACCGCCAAGACAUCCCCUCGCAAUUCAGCCAGAUGCAGAGCCAACAUGGAAUACCCCACCAAACCUACAACGCAGGGUACGCCCAAAGAGGACCAAUGGCCGGAAUGGGGCCAGUCGGGAUGAGCAAUUUCAAUAGCAUGGGCACGAUGAGCCCGAUGCACUCUAUGAAUUCCAUGAAUUCGAUGAACAGUAUGAAUGGCAUGAACUCGAUGAAUCCUAUGUCGAUGGGAGGUAUGAACGGUAUGAAUGGUAUGAACGGUAUGAACGGGAUGACCCCCAUGAACUCCAUGAGUAACAUGGGCAACAUGGGCAUGAACAAUAUGAUGGGACCUAACAACAUGCAGAUGAACAAGAUAAGCAUGCAGGCUCAACCCCACCAAGGCUAUCCAAGGAGAUUAGCGCCUUACCCCAAUCCUGCGAUGCACAUGGCGCAAAAGAGGCAGCAGAGCCCGUACGCUGGCCCGAAUCCCGCUGCAAUGCAGCCGAGUUUCAAUGGCAUGGCGACGUCGCAGUAUCCGACCAAUUACCCCGCGGCGGCGAGGCCGAACUUUCAGCCUCAAUAUCAGCCGAUGCAAAGCAUGAACCCGACGGCGGCCGGUUUUGGGCCUAACACGAUGAUACGGGGCACCAAUAUGAGGCAAACCGCGCCGUCGUACAAUACCGCCGGCCAGGCGGCGGCGAACCAAUAUUAUGGUAGCAACGGUAUACCGGUCAGCAUGGGACCUACCACGGUCGGCAAUCAAUUCGUUGGUCACCAACCGAACACGGGAUACGCGGCCAGCGCGUCCUCGUACGUGGCUGGCGCCGCAGCGUCCAGUCAGUAUCAACAGGACGUCGCGUCGAUGAGAACGACGGGUGCGGGGAGUCUGAACUACCAACAUAGUCCUAUCCCUGGAAAUCCGACUCCCCCGCUCACACCGGCCACCAGCAUGCCCCCGUACAUUAGUCCGAAUCCAGACAUCAAACCCAACUUCAACGAGAUGAAGUCACCAGUUAACAUUCAAAAAGACGAUGAGCUGAGAUUAACAUUCCCCGUGAGGGAUGGCAUUAUUCUUCCACCCUUCCGCUUAGAACACAAUUUGGCUGUAAGCAACCAUGUAUUCCAACUAAAGUCUACGGUGCACCAAACGCUGAUGUGGCGGUCCGAUCUCGAAUUGCAACUCAAGUGUUUCCACCAUGAGGACAGACAAAUGAACACGAACUGGCCGGCGAGCGUGCAAGUCUCUGUGAACGCUACGCCGCUGGUUAUCGAUCGUGGUGAGAAUAAAACGUCUCACAAGCCCUUAUACCUGAAGGACGUGUGUCAACCGGGAAGGAACACGAUACAAAUUACGGUUUCAGCGUGUUGUUGUUCGCAUUUGUUCGUGCUUCAAUUAGUUCAUCGACCAAGCGUGCGAAGUGUACUACAGGGAUUGUUACGUAAAAGGCUACUUACGGCGGAGCACUGUAUAACCAAAAUCAAACGGAAUUUCAGUAAUACUAUUUCGAAUAAUGGCAUACAAUCGGAGAAAGAUGUAGUGGAACAAACAGCACUUAAGGUAUCUUUAAAAUGUCCUAUCACCUUUAAACGUAUUACACUGCCAGCUAGAGGACAUGACUGCAAACACAUACAAUGCUUCGAUUUGGAGUCGUACCUACAGCUAAACUGCGAGAGGGGAUCGUGGAGGUGUCCUGUGUGCACGAAACCUGCGCAAUUGGAAGGACUAGAGGUUGACCAGUACAUGUGGGGCAUUUUGAAUACACUAAACACUGCAGAAGUGGAGGAAGUGACGAUAGACUCCAUGGCGAAUUGGAAACCAGCGAAGAACAUGAGCGGUAUUAAAUCCGAGGAAGAAAGCGACUGCAAGAGAUUGACCAAGGCCAUGUCACCUGGAAGUAUGAACAUGCCCACUAUGAAUAAUUGGGAUAUGAACCAGGCGAUGAGUCCGUACAUACCGCCUGAUAUGAGCAGCAUCGUGAGCGGCUCUAUGAUGAACAAUACACAAUCUACGUACGGAAACAACAAUAUUAACCAUAGAAAUUCGUCUGGAGGAUCUUUCGAUAUCAAUUCCGGAACGAAUACCAACACCAAUAACGAUUACUCGAACGGGUCGGGGCCUCUGUCGCACUUAAACGAAUCAGUUAACUCCCUAGAUCCCUUAAACGCUAUGGAGAAGUCACUGAACGAUCAGAUGCCUCAUACACCGCACACACCCCAUACUCCUCACACACCCCACACACCAGGUGGUGGUAACAGCGGACCACCAAGUGUUCCUCCUGCAUCUCAGGAAUCUACGGGGAAUCAUAACACGUCUGGUAGUACGAGUACAAACAUAAAUAAUGAUUCUGCGGAUAUACCGUCAGACUUGAAUUUCGAUCCGGCUGCGGUAAUAGAUGGCGAGGGUACGGGUCAGGAAGCAUUGAAUCUCUUGCCAGACAAUGUUGUGGAUCCAAUGGAAUUACUUUCGUACCUAGAUCCACCAGAUCUGAACACUCCUCCCAGCAGUGGCGCCAGCAGUGGAAACCCCUCAUCGAGCGAUGACAUAUUGGCACUCUUCGAGUAAAAAAUAGAAUCAAGCAUCUUUUAAAGGAAUAAUCAAAUCACGACCCUAACGUUAAACGAAAAACAGAAAAGAAAGAAAAUGAU